CUUCCACUCAUUUUUCAAGCGCAGGGGUCCCUGGCAGGCAGCCUUGUGAGUCAGCAGGAGGAAAGCGCACACUCUUACUCACUCACUCGCUUUCUCUCUCUCUCUUUCUUUCUCGCUUUCUCUCUCUCUCAGAUGAAUGCUGUCAAGUUUUCACAGGCAGCUUUCUGAGCUCAUUUAAACCACUCAUAUUCAUUUCUACUGGGGGACAUUUUUCCUGAACCCUUUUUUUGGCUUUUUAAGGGACCUGAAACAGGACCUUUGUAUUUAUUUCUUUUUUUGUUUUUUUGCAAUAAGGCUCAAUAUCUGCAUCAGUGCCUUUUUGUUUUGGCAGUGAGUAUUACGAUGAAGCCGGUGGCAACUUUGUGCCUGUGGAAGGCCACCAGUGUGUUGGCACUGAUGGUAAACUUGGUGCCCCUGAGCCUGGCAACGGAGUAUGAGUACCCUGUCUGGAAGCCUGAUUCGUUCGGUGGCGGGCGGGCUUAUGACAAGCCUCCACAGUGUGUGUCCAUCCCAGACGACCUGCGCCUCUGCCAUGGCGUCGGCUACAACCAGAUGCUUUUGCCCAACCUUCUCGAGCACGAGAGCAUGGCUGAGGUGAGGCAGCAAGCAGGCAGCUGGGUGCCUCUGGUGCACAAGGCUUGCCACCCGGGCACACGCAUCUUCCUGUGCUCGCUCUUCGCACCUGUCUGCAUGGACCGGCCCAUCUACCCGUGCCGCUGGCUGUGCGAGAGCGUGCGUCAGGGCUGCGAACCCAUCAUGGAGGCGUUCGGGUUCCCGUGGCCUGAAAUGCUUGCCUGCGACAAGUUCCCUCAGAGUGAUGUGUGCAUCAGCACGCCCAACAACACUGACACAUCCACAGAGAGCGGUUUCCCGCCGGUCUGCCCGCCAUGCGACAAUGAAAUGAAAACCGAUGCUAUUCUGGAGCACAUGUGUGCCAGCGAGUUCGCCAUCAAGACCAAAAUCAAGGAGGUGAAACGGGAGAACGCAGACCGCAAGGUGAUCCUGCAGAAGAAGAAGAAGGCUGUGAAAUUGGGAUCGCUAAAAAAGAAAGACCUGAAGACCCUCACGUUGUACCUGAAGAACGGUGCUGACUGCCCCUGCUCGCAGCUGGACAACCCGAGCAGCGCCUACCUCAUUAUGGGCCGCAAGACAGACAGGCAGUACCUCAUCACCGGCAUCCACAAGUGGGACAAAGCCAACAAGGAGUUCAAAAAGACCUUGAAGAAACUGCAAAGCCACAAAUGCCCCACUUACGAAAAAGUCUUUUAAUGAUCUGGCAGCCGAAAACAACAAUUCCAUCCUACUUUUGAGAAGAACUUGCACAUAUGAGCAACCCCGAAACGCUCCCUUUUUUUUGAUUAUAUACAGCCUAUAUUAUAUAUUUCUAUGUAUGUUACAGACCAACACUUUGUUUUUGUUUGUUUGUGCUGUUUAAGAUAGAGGACUCUGAUUGGUGUGAUUUUAGGAACGGUACACUAUCCUGCAAAGUACAAAUCAUUACUAAUGUAUAUAGCCAUAUCAGUCCAGAAUGUGUUGGAUAAUGACCAGAAUUCCUCUCGAAUGUAUCAUUAUUUCCAUAUAUUUUUGUUUCCUAUGUAAACAUCUAGCGUUGUAGGACCACCCUUAUUAUUUUUUUGGAUCAUUUGGAAAGGUACUUAUGUUUUAAACUGUGAACCCUGCACACACACGAUUUUGAGCCUUGUACGUCUUACAUUUUGAAGCAGAAUUUAUUUCUUUUUCUUUUUCUUUUUUUAUAAAUCAUACACUUUUUGAUGUAAUCCACACUAGUCAAAAUCAUAACAUGUAUUCAGUAAUCAAUCCAAAAAUAACCGAGCUGCUUUUGUACUCAUUAUGCUGUGACCGGUAGGUUACGCAUUCAUGCAAAAGAGACCUUGCGCAUUUUAAUAGCUUAAAAACAAACAAAAAAAAAAGACAAAAACUAAAAGCUUUGUAAACAACUAUAUUAUCGAAAUUCCUUUCAAAUCCUGGUCGUGUUCGUUUUGCUAUGGGGCUAAGUUCUGUGUAUUUAGAAUUUUUAUUUGUAAUUUUUUUUAAUUCCUACAAUUCCUACAUCAUAAUCCAAAAUGCUUCUUUGCAUAGUGGUUUGAAAUGCACAAUAUACAUAUCAAAUGACUUUUUCUUUCGUAAUUUCAGUGUAGCACUAUUGGUUUGAUUUCAUUUGUGUCUUUUCUCUUUUUGUAAAAUGUCGCCAAUCAUCUUGUACAUAAAAUUCUAACACAAAUAUAGAAUAAAACUGUGACACAAACGGA
Molecule: messenger RNA, 2270 nt
Organism: Silurus meridionalis
Lineage: Eukaryota; Metazoa; Chordata; Actinopteri; Siluriformes; Siluridae
Gene: sfrp1a
Product: secreted frizzled-related protein 1a
Exons: 3
Coding region: 343-1269 (308 amino acids)
Biological process (GO): negative regulation of canonical Wnt signaling pathway; non-canonical Wnt signaling pathway; canonical Wnt signaling pathway
Molecular function (GO): Wnt-protein binding
Source: RefSeq, a predicted model, not a curated record